CCACCGAGUCACCCUACGGGUACCACAUGGGUAUAGAUUAUAAAACUACAACAAUUCUUCUGGAUGGCCGACGAAUCAAGCUACAGCUCUGGGAUACAUCAGGGCAAGGGAGAUUCUGCACCAUAUUUCGGUCUUAUUCAAGAGGUGCUCAGGGAGUAAUACUUGUGUAUGAUAUCACAAAUCGUUGGUCAUUUGAUGGAAUCGAUCGAUGGAUAAAAGAAAUAGAUGAGCAUGCUCCUGGUGUACCAAAAAUCCUGGUUGGAAAUCGCCUUCACUUAGCCUUCAAGCGCCAAGUGUCUACUGAACAAGCACAAGCCUAUGCUGAGAGGCUGGGCAUGACUUUUUUUGAAGUCAGUCCACUUUGCAAUUUUAAUAUUACAGAGUCCUUUACUGAGCUAGCAAGAAUAGUAUUGAUGAGACAUGGAAUGGACAGGCUCUGGAGGCCGAACAAGGUAUUGAGUCUGCAAGACCUUUGUUGCCGUGCCAUAGUUUCCUGUACCCCUGUGCAUCUUGUUGACAAGCUCCCUCUCCCUGUUGCCUUAAGAAGCCAUCUCAAAUCUUUCUCCAUGGCAAAUGGCCUUAAUGCCAGGAUGAUGCAUGGACGCUCAUACUCCCUCACAUCCAGCAACAUCAGUAAAAGGAACAGUUUAAAGAAAGCUAAAAUUAUCCGUCCACCACAGAGCCCACCAAAAAACUGUACAAGAAACAGCUGUAAAAUUUCUUAAGCUCUCUGUGGGAAAAGGAACCUGGAUGGAAUCCCCUCAUGUGAAGCCUUGAACACAAGGACUCCUUGUAUAAUGGUCGAGCACGCUCUAUGUAUGUAUCACACUACAUAGACAAAAAUAAGAGAAAUAAUUCUUGUUUUAGAGCUUGCUCACUACAGUAAUGCUGCUUUGGAAUGAAUUACAUGUUCAGUGCAACUGAAAGGACGUGACAUUUUGCCGUUGGAUUUUCGUACUGCAUUUUAGUUUCUGAUGUGCAUGAUGCCAUUGGUUUUACUAGUAGAUGUGUUUUCAUAUAGGGGAUAAUUAUCAUCAUAUUCAGUUCUUAAUUCCAUGAAAUCUGGAAAGUGACUUAUUCUGUAAUUGUAUAAAAUCCUGUCUUUUUGCAAACUAUUCAGAAAUAUAAAAAGGAGUCAUCGGUUUGCAUAUUCAGGCAGAGGUUUUUAAAUGCAAUGUAUUGUAUACAUUGUUAAAUUCUACAAAUGGUGUGGCAAAUCCUAGUAAUCCUGCAGUUGUGCAUUUGGAUUUUUUGUAAAGCUUCGUUGAUAACUUUGAAGCACUAACUUAACUAAGCUAAAAAUGUAUAUAUAGUUAUUAUGCACAUACACAACAAGGUUUUGUCCCAUUAGUGUAUGUAAUAGAUUU
Molecule: messenger RNA, 1367 nt
Organism: Egretta garzetta (little egret)
Lineage: Eukaryota; Metazoa; Chordata; Aves; Pelecaniformes; Ardeidae
Gene: RAB40B
Product: RAB40B, member RAS oncogene family
Exons: 6
Coding region: 27-725 (232 amino acids)
Biological process (GO): intracellular signal transduction; protein localization to plasma membrane
Cellular component (GO): plasma membrane; synaptic vesicle; endosome
Molecular function (GO): GTP binding; GTPase activity
Source: RefSeq, a predicted model, not a curated record